AUGUCUCUCAUUAAGAAGACCGCUCUUGGUUUCCGGCUUUCGUCCAAACGCAGAGGGUCAUUGUAUUGUACCUUUGGACUCCGACUCUGGCGCAAACUGCGAAAGCGCAUGUUUGGUCGCAGUUCGAAAUUCUUCAUUCAUGCUUCUCGGGAGUUAGCCUGGGGGCUGCUGUUCAAGUUGGCAUCGAGAACCCGAGCAUCCUUUGAAACAGCGAAGCUGCUCCGAUCCAAUAAGACGGCUGACGAGGAAGUGUAUGCCCUCCUCAAGCUCAGUCGCAAUAUCGAAAACCCUCAUCGCAACAGGGUGCAAGGAAUACUCAAAGGUGUAGUCAAGUUUCGCAAGAAGAUGCACUGGCCACGGACUUCCCGACCUUUGGGAGUCCUGCCAACUGCGUCUCCUUCGUUUUCCAAGGAGUGCGAGAAGUGGUUAAAAGACCUCAUCCUCCGGUACAAGUAUCUUUUUCCAUCUUUUCAUGUUCCAAAGAACAGCCUACGUGAAGUUCCGCACCAGAGUAUCAAGAAAUUUCUCCACAACUUCCGAUCUUGGGAAGAAACGAUGUGGGAGCACGACUUUGAUUUGGAGUCGGUGCACUGUCCGUGUGAGCAGUUUGCAGGAAAACUUCCUGCUCAUUGCUUCGUGUCUGGCCACGUAGCCACAGGUUUGGAGAACCUGACCAAGCUACUACCAGGCUGUUCGAGCAUCUUAUCGGCCAGUGCCGCGAGCACCUUUUUCCCAGGCCGCAAUCACUGGAUGGCCAAGUCCAGAGCUCUGUUUGAUCAGUGGCUCAAAAGACACAAGCUACCAGCCACGUUGCAUCCAAUUUUUCAAUCCUUUUGUGAUCACCAGUGGCAGCAACACGUUGCAGCCCUGGAACAAUCAGACAGACUACACUGGGCUUUGGUACAGAAGGUGAAGUCUGCCUUGCACUCGGAUUUUGUUCUGUACAACGAAGAUCAUCAUCCGAAUCAUGUCGUGUGCUAUUGUCCUCGCUUCUUCCUUCGAGGAGUUAGCACCACAUGGAACGAUCCGUCUGUGUUUCGUACUCUUGAUGGUACCCCUGAAGAAUGGAGACAGCGCAUUUUAAAGCGCGGCACUGUGUUCCUGAAACGGAAAAAACAGUUUGCCAAGGGACGGACCAUCAUCUCGUAUUCCAAUUCGUUGUGCAGCAAGCUGUUGGAGCUGACUUCCAUUGCGUUAACCUUAAUGGUCAAGACGCUGUUUGCUGACAGCCCAGGCAUGCAGAGCAUGCCACAGCUCUGGAAGUCUCUUCAUGCUUAUUGGGCGAAGCCCAGUCAAGAGGAAGACGUCGAAUGGAACGACGAUCUCGUGGGAUUUUUCAAUGCAGUUCCCCGAAAAGACAUCAUGCACGCAGUGCAUUUGAUUGUCCAGGAAUACUGCCAAACUUCUGGCUGUUCGAUCCUUUCGAUCGAUAUGUUGUCAAAAACGGGACACCCGGGCAAACCUCGGGGGCGAACAAAAUCAAACUUGAAGAGGUGUUGGGUUUCUGAUGUUCCGCUGAUUGUGGAUCUAUCCUUCGCCACGGGAGUUUUUACAGCUGCUGGAAAGUGCAGGCAGCAAGUGGAGGGGACGUGUAUAGGCAAUCAAAUCUCGCCGAUCCUCUCCGGACUUCCUGUACUCCUGGCCGAGCGGCAGUUUUUGCAAUCUUUGCCGACAGCCAUCCAAUCGUCUUUCUUGUUUCUCCGUUACGUCGAUAACAGACUGAUUCUGGGACCUCAGAAAAUUCUACUGUCGUCCCAACUCCGGAGAUUCUGCGAUCCCAACUUUUAUGAUGGGAUUCAGUUGGAAACUGUGUCAGACCAUCAAUGGUUGGGUUUUACCAUUUGUGCCAAGACUCGCUCAGCAACUUUUAAUCUCCCGGAGCAACCGUGGCAGAUCCGCUCGCCCAACAGCGCUGGAUCGUGGCAGCUGGCAGCCUCGGGAUACUUUUCUCGAGCAUCUUUGAUUCGCCAGUAUUCCUGGCCCCCCGAGUCAAGACCGGGACAACUUCGCAGACUCAAGCAACUGUAUGUACAGGCAGGUUUUCCUCUACUGAUUCAGUACCAUAGCUACAUUGGUUUUCAGCUGGGUAUCGGCCUGUUGAAGGAAUAUUUCAACCCCGAGCCAUGGCCCAGCAAUACCAUUUUCACUUCUACGGAGGACCCCCUGGAGUGCAGACUUCAAGCGGACCACAACCUCCGGUUACAAUUCUUUCGACUCCUCAGGAAGCUAGCAGAGCUCGGUCGGUUUCGGUACACCCACCACCUCGAGCUCCGCUUCCAAUUCAACUCACACCGGGUGAGCCGGCCAGGUCUACUCACCCCAGCCGUGAGCGUCAUGAUCGCAGUCGCUCGAGACGACGACGGCGUCGACACCAUCGGCAUGAACGUCAACCUGAGGGACCUCCCGCGGCCCCAGUUCGACCAGUUCUGCCUCCCCCUCAGCCUCCCACUCGACCACCAACAAGGCCCGAUUUUGAAUAACAAGGAGCCUGUUGCGGCAGCUCCCUCACCGGAGUUUCACAAGAACACGGAACAGCUAUUUCAUGCUGCUCAUCGCAGCAGCUAUGAACAACUGCGAGAGCAGAUCACAGCUCGAGCCAAAGGCCGCAAUGCUGUCGAUUUCUAUGAGGAGGGAAUGAGUUCUCUCUUGGCGUAUAUGUUCUUUGUUUUGCAUUAUCAUGAGAACUUUCUCACAACCGAAGGCUUGCAUACGUGGCCUAUUAUCCCACAUUCUCAUAUGCGACGAUUCACUGAUCGCAUCACUUUUACUCGGCAACGUUCAUUGCCAGUCUCAAAAAUCCUCAAAGAGGAUGUUGAGGAUGUGCUGAAAUUUUUGUUGACCCGAUUUGACCAGGCAGACCGACCUUUUCUGCCUGUGAUUCCUAUUGGCCAACGGGAGAUUGUCACUCUUGCCCGGUCCAUUUUGGCCAGCAAGAUACCAUAUAAGACAAUUUUUCAGCAUGAUGCCAAGGCGUAUGCCAUGCCCCAAGAAGCAUUGCAUGUUUGGGAGUUUCCAGUGGCACAUAUGCCAGGACCUGAAGAGCAGACCAACUGCUAUUAUCUUUGGGGACACGGGACCACGGCCGAAGGCCUGGUCGGCAUCCUCACGUUGGGCAGGGUCAUUCGCUCUAGCGCCGAAGCUGUACAUGUGGCGCCGCACGAUCAUGUGUGCUCCUUUUAUGGCAAAGCCACACAACACGUGUACUAUGAAGAGAGCAAGUUAGACUUCGUGUCAAAACUGCACCACUCCACGAAGAAUUUUGCAGGAGUGGUCGUGGGAGGAUAUCUUGGAUCUGCGCAUCACAAAUCCAAGUCCUCCAGCACUGUACAUGAAGGACAUUUGUGCAAGUUCCACCCGCUUGUACACUCCCCUUCAGGAGAUAAGCGCUGGGCGGUGCGUGAAGCCGCAGGACGCAUUGACAAAAUUUGGAUUUUGUCAAGCACCCAUUCCGUUACGUUGCCGAUGUCCACCCCCAACAAUCCCCGGCCGAUUACUUUUGAAACGGGGGAAGGGCAGGAUUGGGGAGUCAGCUGGCCUGGCUUGGAGUACUCUGUACGAAGCACCGAAGCUUUACCGGUCUCCGAUGUACAGAGAGAGGCUUAA
Symbiodinium sp. CCMP2592 is the source of this 3603-nucleotide messenger RNA. The record is from the annotation of a GenBank genome assembly. Lineage: Eukaryota; Dinophyceae; Suessiales; Symbiodiniaceae.